Naegleria fowleri is the source of this 2154-nucleotide messenger RNA. RefSeq lists its product as uncharacterized. The record is from RefSeq and is a predicted model, not a curated record. Bases 1 to 2154 code for a protein of 717 amino acids. NCBI's taxonomy places the organism in Eukaryota, Heterolobosea, Eutetramitea, Acrasida, Naegleriidae. The transcript has a single exon.
AUGCAACCACAACAAUCCCAAACGACAAGUGCAGCACAUGCCUGCAACAGCACCUCCACAGCACCAUCAAUGCAGGGGUCUUCUCUUAACUCGACAGAUCUCAACGCCUCCGCUAACAAGUUUGCAAUUGUUGAUCUGACCGAUGAGGUCAAGCUCAAGACUCAAUUCAAGGGUGACAAGCUGUUGAAAGUGAAUAAGCAGUUUAGGAGUAAUAGCGAAUUUCAAUCCAAUUAUUUCUUUUUCAAAACCAAGAAGCGUAAGGGAGCAGCGUCUUGCACAGCCUCGGUGCCAACUCCUAACAGUGAUGACGAAUUGGAUCUCAAUGCACAAUUUUACAAUGAAAGACCAAUAUCUCCAAUGCCUGAAAGUAAUUUAAAGAGAAGAAACACUGUGUGUAUGCUUCAGACCUCCAUCUCUACCUCAGUAGUUGGAGGUUCAAACCAUCUUGACUUGAAUCCUACCAUCAAAACCAGCAACAUUCCCAAUGGUGACAAUGAAAACACCAAACGUCCAGCACCCGGACAUCAUUUGAGCAGAGCACAAAGCUUCUCGUUUCCUCAAGAAUACGGACAUCGCAACAAAACCUAUCACCAACACCAUCAAUGCAUGACUAUUCUGAACAACCAAGUCUUGACAAACGUUCAACUUCACCACCAACACCACAACAACAACAACAUGAUCAACGACAACAACAACUGCAACUUCAACCAUAACGACACCACCAUCUACACUCCAACCAAGAUUAUCAGACUCAAGAAAGAUGUUCCUCAAACACCAAACUCAGCCAUCGAUGAGAAUGAAAUGAAUAUUCAUUCAGCAUUAAUUCAUUCUAGGAAUGACCAACUUUGUUAUUCUACCGGUUCUAACCAUACACCUAAUCAGUUCAAUAACAUUCCAAACAGCACCUCUCAACAACAGGUCAACCAAACAAACGCUUUCCCUAAUGUGGAUCGUACACAAAUUAAUUCACCCAAUGGCCAAAGUAGCAAUGAUUUCUUCUCGCGUUUAAUUCUCUCUCAACAACAACAACAACAACAAACUGUAGCUGAUACAAAAGCCUCAUUUGUCACUUCUCCACGCACACCUAGAGCAAUAACCUCUCCAAGAGGUUUCAAUAGAGUUGGAAGGUCUUUGUCAGGUUCUUACAACUACAGAAGAGCUUCCGUGAGUAGUGAAAGCUUGAUGACCACUUUCAGAUCCAAUUCGAAUCCAAACAAUUUUGAUCCAAUGGUCUUAGGAUCAUUGAUUGCGUCGUUGAGCGCUCAAAACAAUGUCAACAACAAUGGCAACCCUCACAACGGUAACAACCAUGCAAUGAAUGUCAAUCACUGCAUGACCAAUUCGACUGUAAACAACAACAACAACCUGAUGUUUCAAAACUCCAUGUCUGGUUUCUUAAACAAUUCCAAUCUUAACCAAACCAAUGCUUGUAUCCAUAAUCAAGGCAACCUGUCCUAUCCAACACAGGUAUUUUCACCUCAACACAUACCCUCUCAACUUUCUUUCCUUUUUCAGCAACCUCAACAACAAUCGUCUCAUCAAUCCAUGAAUGUAAAUACACCACCCUCUUGUUCGACACAACCUAUUAAUAUUGUACAUCAUACACAAAAUAGGCCUCAACAACUCUUCCUUUCGAGAAGCUACUCUCCUGGAACAGACAUAAACAACGAUAGUUCCUUUACUCCCAGAUCCAUGCACUCCACAGAUAGUGAUCUUAAUUCAUUCUCCCAUCUCAUGAUUGUGGACAGUGAAAGCUCUACUCCAAGACAGACAUUUCCUCAAGCUCACUAUAUGGAGUCCACCUCUCUGAAUGAUGAACAUACAGGUCUUGAUAACAUUAGAGCCUUUAUGGACGAUAAUUCUUUCCUUCCUGACGAAUUUCGCGUGUUUGAGUUUCCUUCACAGCCAUCAGUGAUUUCUUCUCUACCAAAGAAAGAAAAAGGUGCAUCACAACUUGAACAAUGUCCUGUUGAGAGCAAAUCGAACGAAGAUGUGGCCUUACAGAGCACUCACGAUGUGGCCUCUAUUCCUCCAGUUGUUGUUUUCAACAACACCAUUCCCUCCCAACAACAAACCUCACAACCAACCCAAACAAAUCCAUCAGAGCAAGAUGAAAUCGAUGAAAUUGAACAAUUUCUUUCAUUGUUUGCUUGA